Molecule: messenger RNA, 2148 nt
Organism: Dipodomys spectabilis (banner-tailed kangaroo rat)
Lineage: Eukaryota; Metazoa; Chordata; Mammalia; Rodentia; Heteromyidae
Gene: Cass4
Product: Cas scaffold protein family member 4
Exons: 6
Coding region: 28-2148 (706 amino acids)
Biological process (GO): cell migration; cell surface receptor protein tyrosine kinase signaling pathway
Cellular component (GO): cytoplasm; plasma membrane
Molecular function (GO): protein binding
Source: RefSeq, a predicted model, not a curated record
UCUGGCCUCAGGGAUGGCCUGCCCAAGAUGCUGCUGGCCAGAGCUCUUUAUGACAACCGCCCUGACUGCUGCGACGAGCUGGCUUUCUCCAAGGGAGAUAUCCUGAUGGUGCUGGAGCAGAAUGUGCCAGAAAGCGAGGGCUGGUGGAAGUGUCUGCUCCACGGGAGGCAAGGCCUGGCCCCCGCCAACCGCCUCCUCAUCCUCCCGGAGGUCCCCCCAGACAGGCCCUGCCCCCUAUUCCUGAGGGGCCUGGAGAAUGACCUCGCUGGCUCAGAAGGGACCUACGAGGCCCUUUUUGUGUUUCCCAGACCCACCAGGGCCUGGCUGCCAACUCAGCCUUCCCAGGUGUACGACAUGCCUGCCCAGAGCCGGGUCCACUCAACGCUUAAGGAGCCGGAGAAGCAGCCAUUGUACGACGUACCAGCCAGCCCCCAGAAGGCCGCCCUCCACCCCCCGGCCAGCCACGUCAGCGAGCCCGGGAUCGUCCUGACAGCAGCCGCGGCUGUGGGGAGCUCCAGCUGCCACACGUUACCAAACCCUCAGAAACCAGCACGGACCUACGACAUCCCGUCUCCCCGAAGUGCCAGUGUGACAAGCCCAUCCUUACCCAGCCCGCAGGCAGAAGUGGAGCCCCGUGCGGGCCCCGCUUCCUUCUCUCCAGUCCCCAACCCCCCCAGCAGCCGUGCCAGGAGUGUCCCCCCACAGCCCGGCGACAACAUGCUCAGGCAGAAAAAAUCCAGCCUCCCAGACGUCUCUCCUCACCCCUGCGCAGCGCCUCGGGACUCGCUCCGGUCAGAGGCCGGCGUCAGCUACAAGGUACCGUCCAGCUUUCUGGUGCCCCGGGUGGAGCAGCAGAACACCACGCCCAACAUUUACGCCAUCCCUAAGGCCUUGUCAGGUGUGCUCCAGCCCGGAAGUGAGCGGGGCAAAGCCAAGCAGGCUCCGGAGACUCCCCCAGGCCACGAUUCGUCCUGGUUCUCCCGGCCGACAACCUCCCUGUCCCACGAGCCCCACCGGUUAUCCGUCUCCAGCUCAGACAGCAGCAGGGCGAGUGUCAUGUCUUCCUGCUCCUCCAUGUCAGCUGACUCCUCCAGCAGCUCCUCUUCAGAGCUCGCCCUGGACCUGGAUCCCGACACGGCCAAGGAGACAGCGAUGGCCCUGCAGCACCAGGUGGUCGGCUCUGCGGCAGGCCUGCUGCUCUUCGUGAAUAGGAAGUGGAGGUUCAGAGACUCUCUGGAGACCCACGUCCACGCCAUCCGCCAGGCCGCUGGCCACGUCGAGGAAUCUUUAAGGCAAUUUCUGGAUUUUGCGCAAGGCGUUCGUGGGUCGGCCUGCCACCUCACAGACCAUCAUCUGCAGGCUAGAAUUCAAAAUCAGCUCCAAACCAUCUCCAACUCCUACCAGAUCCUGCUGGAAGCAAAGGGAAGCCUAGACAGCUACAAGUGGUCUCUGGACAUUCUUGGCACGGAUCAAGUCCCGAACAGCUCUGAUGACCUUGAGAGGUUUGUCAUGGUGGCUCGGAUAGUUCCAGAAGAUGUCAAGAAGUUCGCCUCCAUUGUCAUUGCCAACGCGAGGCUCCUUUUCACUCAGAACGGUCAAAAAGAAGAGCUCGUGCAAUUAAUCCCAAAUGCCGGCCCCCAGCAUGAGACAUGCACACAGAGUCCCUUUCCCAAGGAAAAGGAAAGUGAACUCUCCACUGAACUGGGGAAGAAGAGUGGAAUGGACACCAGUGGGCAGGGUCCUAGCUCUCUUGUGCCCCAACCCUUGAGUCAGCAGACCCUUGAGAGGAAAAUCCGCCUCUCUGAACACUGCCGGCUGUAUUUUGGGGCGCUCCUCAAAGCCGUCCGUGUGUUUGCCAGCAGCCUCCACAGCAGCCCAGCCCCUGAGGUCUUCAUCUCUCAGAGCAAGCUGGUGAUCACGGCCGGGCAGAAGCUGGUGGACACGCUGUGUGCGGAGACCCGGGAGAAGGAUGCGCACCAUGAGAUCCUCUGCAGAAGCAGUUACCUCUGUGGGCUGCUCAGGGACCUGGCGCUGGCCACCAAGAGCGCGGUGCUCCAGCACCCCAGCCCGGCAGCCCUGGAGCACCUCCGGGCAGAGGCCCAGAGGCUGGAGCACCACGUGCAGCAAUUCAGGGGGACGCUGGAUUGA